UAAUGCGAAAAGUAAUGAACUUGUCCCUACAACACCUGUUUCCAUUUGCAUUUACCUUACUUACGCAGUACUGACGAGAACUUGCUUGAUUCAAUAAAAUCAAGUGCGUUGGGUUAAACGUCCAUCACUUGAAUGGUACUGCUGAAGAGCGUCCGCAAAUUCUCCGCUACGAUCUACUUAUCGUCCACUAAAGACAGGGUCCCGCUACAAUCGUGGGUCGCCGCUCAGUAAGUCGCUACUCGUGGCGAAAGCAAGUCGCGAUGUUACUCGUCGGGGCCGCUGUGGUUGCGGCAUGUGCCGUUUGCCUCUUUUACGGCUUUCUCUCAACUUUAACAUUAUCUGUUAGUUUAGUGUUAGUGUAUGUGGCUUUGUUUCAUUGGAGAUGGUGCUACGUCGCCCUGAGAACUGCCCCGAGGGAUAUUGCAGCUUUGAUAUGCUACGUAAAACUGCUAUGGCUGACAAGGCAGUUCUCAAAAAAGAACUGGACGAUUCCAGAUGCGUUCCACGAGACUGUGGCACGUCAUCCAAACAAACCAUGCUUCCUACAUCAAGAUGAAGUUUGGACUUUUAAGGAGGUGGAAGACUUCAGCUUGCGCGUGACAGCCGUGUUGAAAGCACAAGGCGUGAAGAAGGGUGGCGUGGUCGGGAUCCUGAUGAGCAACUGCCCCCAGCUGCCCAGCAUCUGGCUGGGCGCGGGCCGCCUCGGCGCCGUGUGCCCGCUCAUCAACACCAACCAGCGCGGCAACGCGUUGAUACACUCUGUCAACGUCGCUAACUGCGAUGUGAUCAUAUUCUCCGAGGAAUACCAAACCGCAAUUCAAGAAGUAGUGGGUCAAUUGAGUCCAUCACUGAAGUUGUUCAAGUUCGUUCACCGUCCUCUCAACACUGCCAACGUUGAGGUGAAAUCGAGCGGAGACCAGGUAGCUGACCUGACAGUGUUACUGGAGACCACUCCACCUGCUCCAUGGACUUUGGCUGAUGCUGAUGGCUUCCAUGGAAAACUUCUGUACAUUUACACAUCUGGAACCACGGGACUGCCGAAAGCUGCCGUUAUUUCAAGCUCCAGAUUCGUGUUCAUGGCAGCCGGCAUCCACUACCUAAGCGGCAUAACGCCGUCGGACAUAGUGUACUGCCCGCUGCCGCUGUACCACACGGCGGGCGGCGUCAUCAGCGUCGGGCAGGCGCUGCUCUUCGGCUGCACGGUGGCCGUCAAGCACAAGUUCUCCGCCUCGCAGUACUUCCCCGACUGCAUCAAGUACAAGGCCACGGUGGCGCACUACAUCGGCGAGAUGUGCCGCUACGUGCUGGCGACGCCGCCCGCGCCGACCGACAAGCAGCACUCCGUUCGCACAAUUUUCGGCAACGGCAUGCGUCCUCAGAUUUGGAACGACUUCGUGACAAGAUUCAACAUCAAACACGUUGCUGAAUUCUACGGGGCUACAGAAGGAAACGCUAAUAUUGUGAACAUCGACAGCAAGCCCGGCGCGAUCGGGUUCGUGUCCCGGAUCAUCCCGAAGGUGUACCCCAUCGCCAUCAUCAAGGUGGACCAGGAGACUGGCGAGCCCAUCCGGGACGCCAACGGACUCUGUCAGUUAGCGCAACCAGAGGAACCAGGCGUAUUCAUCGGCAAGAUAUCCCCGAACAACCCUGCGCGUGCCUUCCUAGGCUACGUGGAUAAGUCUGCUUCCGACAAGAAGAUCGUUAGAGAUGUCUUCUCCAAGGGAGACACGGCGUUCAUCUCCGGUGACAUCUUAGUAGCAGACGAGCUGGGCUAUCUGUACUUCCGGGAUCGAACCGGAGACACAUUCCGCUGGCGCGGCGAAAAUGUCAGCACGACUGAAGUGGAGGCUGCCGUGUCCCGCGUCGCGGAGCAGAGAGACGCUGUUGUUUAUGGAGUCGAGGUACCCAACACGGAAGGACGCGCGGGCAUGUGCGGCAUUGUCGACGUCAACAGAACCCUGGACCUGGACCAGUUGGCGAAAGACCUCGCUAAGGACCUGCCGCCCUACGCCCGUCCCAUUUUCAUGCGGGUCAUGGCGAGCAUGGACAUGACAGGUACAUUUAAAAUGAAGAAAACUGACUUGCAGAAAGAAGGUUUCGACCCCGCCCUAGUGAAGAAAGAUAAGCUUUACUACCUCGACUCGAAGUUGGGUCGAUACCUACCGCUAGGCGCCGAAGAGUACGAAAAAAUUGUUAAAGGACUGAUAAGAAUAUGAAGAGGAUUUUUAUAGUAAAAGAUUUUCUAUAAUACCGUCUGGAUUAGACGUAAAGGUUAUUCAAUACUUUUUAUAGCUUUUAAACCUCCUUACUUUAUUUAUGGAAAAUAUUUACAGAAUGUUGAUUCUAGAAAUUAACGGCAAUGAGCUUAGACUUAGCCAUUGUUAAAAUAUUAGAAAUUGUUGGUAUACAACGUCGUCGGUGUAUGUCAGUAGUAUGUAUAGUUCUACAUAUCCAACUAAAUACCACAUACUAUUCUGAUUAUUGUUUUAUAAUAAUACGAGUAUCAAUAUAUUUAGACACGUUUUUUUUACCAUCGGCUUUCUUCAUAAUCACUUUUCUCUGUACAUUGCCCAUUUUUAUUCCGUUGAAGCCUUUAACAGUGUUAUUAAAGAAGAUAUUUUCUAUAAAAUUAUAUUUUUGCUAUCACCUGCUUUUGGAGGUGCUUUCUAGAUCUGUCCCGUUUAUGAUAGAUUACGGUUACGGUUGUGAUAUCAAGACGAACUGUGCACUCAAAAAUGUCUCAAAUAUUUAUCUGAUUCUUUAUAGAGUUGAAGCAAAUUGAGAAUGUCGUAACUUGUAAUAAAACGCGUAAAUAAUAACAUAAUUAUUAUUCUAAAAAAAAAUUAAAGACAUCUCACAAAGUCAAUCGUACAGAAAAUGCGUGCGCCACGGCAGUUUAUACAAGUUAGCAAAUAGGUAAGUACUUAAGUACUCGUAGGUAAGGAAAAGUUAGUUUUAAUCGGUGUUUGGGAUGUAUUUUUUAUUGUUUUUGGUUUGGUCAAGAACUAGGCGCAUAAUACGUUACUAAGGUAUUUUUUAAACUUUGAAAAUUUCCUUACAAUGUCAUCCCAUUUAUAGAAAUUAGUUAAUUUAUUGUUUGCUCGUUACUUCUACCAUAGUAAACGUGUAAUUUGUUAUUUAUUUAUCAUUAAUUAUGUGAAUGCAAAACUAUAAUUUUGUAUGUAUUGUGAUAUUACGCUUUAAGCGAUACAAAUUAUAUGACAACUACAUGAACGUAUUGUACUUAUUUCUAUGGUUUUUUUUAUAUACAGAUAAAGUAAAUAUGCAUUAUUCCAAUAAAUUUGUAAGACUGACCGCAUUUGUAAGGAUUUAUUUUCAGCAUUGUUGCUUUUCAAAAACAUUGUAGGUACUUAUUUAUUAAUACGGUUUGUACAGAUGUUAAUAUUUGAAAUCAUGUGGUCGUAAUACAUUUAAUAUAUUUCC
This is a messenger RNA of Leguminivora glycinivorella, 3444 nucleotides long. RefSeq names its product long-chain fatty acid transport protein 4-like. The record is from RefSeq and is a predicted model, not a curated record. Gene Ontology annotation, biological process: triglyceride homeostasis. The transcript is spliced from 12 exons. The coding region runs from base 261 to 2216 and encodes 651 amino acids. Gene Ontology annotation, cellular component: endoplasmic reticulum. Lineage: Eukaryota; Metazoa; Arthropoda; Insecta; Lepidoptera; Tortricidae. Gene Ontology annotation, molecular function: long-chain fatty acid-CoA ligase activity; long-chain fatty acid transmembrane transporter activity.